Plasmopara halstedii is the source of this 1650-nucleotide messenger RNA. Its product is annotated as Cytochrome P450. Bases 1 to 1650 code for a protein of 549 amino acids. The record is from RefSeq and is a predicted model, not a curated record. Lineage: Eukaryota; Oomycota; Peronosporomycetes; Peronosporales; Peronosporaceae. Gene Ontology annotation, molecular function: monooxygenase activity; heme binding; oxidoreductase activity, acting on paired donors, with incorporation or reduction of molecular oxygen. The transcript has a single exon.
AUGCUCUCUUGGCUCCUUGACCGUGAUGAACCUGUUAAAAAGCUUGGACUACUGCUGGCUGGUAUUUUGGUCGGUACUGCAUUUGCGUCGCACUACAUCCCAACCGACAGAAUUGACGCUAAAAUAUCUAAGGAGCGACAGAGUGUAACACCCGGAGCUCGCGGCCCUACUCGAAUCCCAUUUCUCCCAUCGGCUAUACCAGUCGUGGGCCACGCCAUGUUCAUGGCGUACCAUGCAAAUCGGUUUCUUGACUGGGUAACCGACAUCUUUCUGUCCCGCAAUGGUGCUCCUUUUACAUUACGUUUGCCCUUCCAGCGCAAUGUGAUCCUCACAGCUACACCAGAGCACUACGAACACGUGAUGAAGACUCAGUACCACAAUUUUGUUAAAGGCGAUCAUAUUUACGACUUGCUCAAAGAUCUGCUAGGUGACAGCAUCUUGAUUGUCGAGGGAGACGAGUGGAAGUUUCACCGCCGUGUGUUCGUCAAUCUCUUUAGUUCUCGCACACUACGUGAAGACAUGGCACCAAUCAUACAAAACCACGUACGUGUCUUGAUGCGGGUAUUAAUCGAUGCUGACAUGUCGAAAAACCCAAUCGAUAUGUUCAAUACCGUAGGUCGAUUCACACUCGAUGCAUUUGGUGAAAUCGCUUUUGGGUUUAGUUUAAACACGCUCACGAUGAAAGAUCAACAUCCGUUUGAACGUGCAUUUGUUAUGGCACAACAUAUUGUUGCGGCUCGACUCAUCGUGCCGACGUGGUAUUGGAAACUCAAGCGUUGGCUUAAUGUCGGGAGUGAAAAGCAGCUGCGAGAGGCUCUUACAACUGUCGACCAGUUUGUCAUGAAACUCAUCUCUAAGACAAUGGAUAUGCGCAACUUAAGUGCAAAUCCCACUUUGCACGAGCGACCGAAUAUUGUAUCACUAGUCUUAGCAAACAAGACAACAGAUGGGAAACCUGUAGACCCACUCGUGGUCCGUAAUAUCGUCCUUAUGGCCAUGAUUGCAGGGCGUGAUACUGCAGCAGAUGGACUUGCAUGGCUUUUUCAUUUGCUUUCACUUAACCCACGGGUCGAAGAAAAGUUGCGAGUUGAGUUGCUCAACAAGUUGCCGAAAUUAGCAACUGAUGCCGAAUAUGUGCCUGAGAUGCAUGAAGUGAAUACUUUGCCAUAUUUAGAAGCCACAAUUUGCGAAGCGUUGCGCUUAUUUUCCCCCGUAGGAUUGGCGCAGAAACUUUGCGUACGGGACACUGUUUUUUCGGACGGUACAUUUGUCCCAAAAGGGUCAAAUAUUGCACUUGUAUAUUAUGCCAUGGCACGAAUGCCGCAAGUCUGGGGGAAUAAUGCGGCGUCAUUUGUUCCUGAACGAUUUAUUGAAAAGGAGACAGGAGCAAUGCAGAAAGUGGCUUCGAGCAAGUUUAGUGUCUUUAACACAGGACCACGCGUGUGUGUAGGACGCCAUUUGGCCAUGAUGGAGAUGAAAAUGGUUGUUGCAAGUGUAGUGAGUCGUUUUCAUUUGAACGAAGUGCCUGGGCAACAUGUUGCGUGUUCAAUUGGACUCACUAUCGGUAUGAAAAACCCUCUGAUGAUGUACGUACAGAAAGGUAGUGCGGUUGUGACAACAGAUGGUGGGUAUAUGGUAAAAGCUGCUUGA